CGCGCGUGCGGGGCAGGCUGGGCGCCGGGCUGUACCAUCCCGGCCCCGGCGUCUGUUUACCAACAAACUGCCCGCGCUCUGCAGCGACGCAUUCCGACGCGCUGAAUAAGCCGCCAGCGCUGGCGGUCUGGUCUCAAUUUCCCUGCAGAUCCCCGGCAGCCGGAGCCGAAUCGCCUUGCGGACCCCGAGAGCUGGACACACGAAGGCGGGGUUUUAAGUGUCCUGUCAGCGGAGGCGCCUCCGCCCACGGGGCAGCUACGCUCGCCCCUCGGGCAUCCCAAGGCCGCCCGCUGCCUAGUACGUCUGCCAUAUUACUGAGGCUCUCUGGCUGCGCAACCACCCUGCAACCCCGGCACCCUCUCAGAGAAGACGCCUGGAGAGAUGGGCCAGGAUCCUUCGCCCCGCAACCCUCCCCUCUUCCUACUCUGGCUGCCCUGGGGGCGGGUCCCGGCUCCAAGCCUCAGUGAAGUCACUAAGUGCAGUAGCCAAUCCGGGGAAUCUACGUGGGCGGGUCCGUCGGGUCCCGGGAACCGAACCUUGUGGAUAGGAGGGGGGGCUCCCACAGACUCAGGGGGGAGGGGAAAAGCAUGGGGGACACCCCCCCCGGAACCCCUUUCCCGGGUGCGAGCUCUCCUCUGGAAGAGCCAUAGAGAGACAUUUUCCACGGGAUCUUAAGUGAGGGGCCGCUGGCUGGAGGUUUCGUCCGCCCAACGACCAAGGCCCUGGAAAAAAGAGUUGGCGGAGGGAGAGGGAGACGUGCUGGGCCAUGACCUAGGACCUUCGGCUUGGCCUCGGCCGCAAUGACCUCUUUGCCCUGCCCCCUCCCUGGCCGGGAUGUCUCCAAAGCUGUCUUUCCGAACCUCGCCCCCAUCCCGUCGGUAGUGGCUGCCUACCCGCUUGGCACGUCCCCCGCAACCGCAGCCUCUCCCGAUUUGUCCUACUCCGGACCGUAUGGUCACCUUCUGUCCUACCCCUACACCGGGCCGGCGACGCCAGGAGACUCCUACCUGCACUGCCAGCAACCCGCGGCGCCAUCUCGGCCCCUCAGCGACCCGGCUGAGAGCCCACAGGAACCAGAGACAGAAUCAGAGAAGCCAGUGCUGUCCCCGGAUGCCUCCCAACGGCACCUGCUUGCCCCUACCAAGAAGCAACGCAAGCCAAGAACCAUCUAUUCGAGCCUGCAGCUGCAGCACCUAAACCAGCGUUUCCAGCAUACGCAGUACCUGGCACUGCCCGAGAGGGCCCAGCUGGCAGCACAGCUGGGCCUCACCCAGACGCAGGUAAAGAUCUGGUUUCAGAAUAAACGCUCCAAAUACAAGAAGCUCCUGAAGCAGAACUCUGGGGGCCAGGAAGGGGACUUCCCUGGGAGACCCACUUCCCUGUCUCCCUGCUCUCCACCCCUUCCAUACCUCUGGGAUUUACCCAAGGCAGGUGCCCUGCCCACUGGUGGCUAUGGCAACAGCUUUGGAGCCUGGUAUCAGCAUCAUUCCCCAGAUGUACUGGCUCCACCUCAAAUGAUGUGAGUCUGGGAAGGAGGGCAGGUCAGGCCCCAGUCCUGCCAAGCCCAAGACUGGUGCACCUGCAUCCCUUCUGGAACAAGAGGAAACCAGCUCCAGAUGGGUUUUCUUGGAGGAUGAGGAGCUAGAAGAGAAAAGGGGACGGGAUGGAGUCCUGUUCCCUUAACCCAAACAGCUAACUCAAGGACUUAAGCCUUUGUCACUGUUGCAGAGACUACCACAGAUUGGACACCUUCCCUCCAAAUGGAUAAAGACUCUGCAGAAAGUGUCAUUGGCUGGAGUUUAGUCUGUCCUCAGGACCCUUGAUUUUGCCACUCCUCUCUUGCUUCAAAGGACUGCAGCCCCACCAUUGCCUGGGGUCAAAACCAGGAGGAAACACUGAAUAUUUGUUCUCCGUGUGCCUUGGGCCCUGUUUGUGAGCCAGAGCAGAAGUGGACAUCCAGAGUCUUCAAAGCUGACCACCAUCAGGUCCCACCCUCUGAUACUUCCAUAUCUGGGUGUGUAGCUAAGUGAUAGAGCACAUGCUUAGCAUGAGGCUCUAGGUUCAAUCACCAGUACCCAAACUAAGCAAAACAUACAAACAUGGAGUUUGUGGACCUGUGGUUAAUUUAUGCUCCCCUUCUAUAAAAGUCCUUUCCCCACAUGACUAUGCAUUUUAAGUAGAUAAUAGACCCAAUUAUCCAUACAAUUCAACAGCUAUUUAUUAAAAACCUAUUCCCUCCUAUUCCCCACCCCUAAUAUAGAACAACAUGCACAUAUUCUUGGGAACCCAGCAGACUAACACUUAAGGGGAAAUGGGGACAAACAGGUUCUUUGGAUGGUUGCAGGUAUAGAUACCCCCAAAUAGGUGGGGCAGGCCUGGCAAUGUGCUCCUUAUCCUGCCUCUGUCCAAAGGAACUGCUCAGGUUUAUAACCAAUCUGACUAGCAUCCAACUCUUACAAUCCGUGUACCAUGAGCUUCUACAGAUUAAAGUUUGUACAAAAACCUGA
Marmota monax (woodchuck) is the source of this 2507-nucleotide messenger RNA. It is a transcript of the gene Dlx4, whose product is annotated as distal-less homeobox 4. Gene Ontology annotation, molecular function: RNA polymerase II cis-regulatory region sequence-specific DNA binding; DNA-binding transcription factor activity, RNA polymerase II-specific. The transcript has 3 exons. Gene Ontology annotation, biological process: embryo development; negative regulation of transcription by RNA polymerase II; cell differentiation. Bases 801 to 1523 code for a protein of 240 amino acids. The record is from RefSeq and is a predicted model, not a curated record. Lineage: Eukaryota; Metazoa; Chordata; Mammalia; Rodentia; Sciuridae.